Messenger RNA from Ipomoea triloba (trilobed morning glory), 2242 nucleotides. Its product is annotated as protein DETOXIFICATION 45, chloroplastic-like. The transcript is spliced from 16 exons. Gene Ontology annotation, molecular function: antiporter activity; xenobiotic transmembrane transporter activity. The record is from RefSeq and is a predicted model, not a curated record. The coding region runs from base 260 to 2110 and encodes 616 amino acids. Gene Ontology annotation, cellular component: chloroplast; membrane. Gene Ontology annotation, biological process: transmembrane transport. Lineage: Eukaryota; Viridiplantae; Streptophyta; Magnoliopsida; Solanales; Convolvulaceae.
UCGACUGGCGCGGCACGGACUCACGGAGGCGUGAGAAACCAGGGAUUAGACGAAGACGACUACUGCUAGCUACUACGGAUACGGUAUCGUAAUUCGUAAGCCCAGAAUUCUCCAAUUUCUUCAUUCUCACUGCUGCUUCUCAUCUCUUACCUCUGUUCCGUCGCCACUCCCAGAACACCACCUCGCCCUUGAAUGCCUAUAUUGAUCAGAGAGAGGACAAUCUAUUGGACUGUGAAUCCAAGAUAACCAAAUCCUAAUAAUGGCAUUUUCUCAAUUGAGUGGUAGCACGGUAUCCAACGGGCUGCGACAUGACAUUAGACAACGGGAAUUGAUGAAGGAAAUAUUGUUUAAGUUCCACCCGACACAAUCAAACCCCGUUCGAAAUUUCUGUUUAAGAAGAGUUGGUAGUAGUAGGAUGAGAUGUGUAGAUGGCAGUAGGAAUUGUUCUUUGUCCAUAAGCAACCAAAACAAUUUUCUAUCUUCACAAUUAAUCCACCCAAGGAAGCAGUUUUUCUUGAGGGCAAAUAAUCCUGCUAGCUCAAAUUUUGAUGUUCAAUCUUGUAAGCAGAAGGAUGUUUCUGCUGUGGGAGACAAUACCCUCUCAAACUCAAGCGGAGAGGUCCUAGAAUUAAGUGAAACUAUUUCUUCUGAAACCAAUGGAAUUGGGAAUUACUUGGCAGACUCUACUACUGCUUCACUUCACUCCCAGGAUAUUAAGCGUGAACUUGUCAUACUCUCUUUACCAGCACUUGCUGGUCAAGCCAUUGAUCCUCUGACACAGUUGAUGGAGACUGCUUACAUUGGCCGCUUGGGUUCUGUGGAGUUGGCUUCUGCUGGUGUUUCCAUAUCAGUUUUUAAUGUCAUUUCAAAACUAUUUAACAUUCCUCUACUUAGUGUUGCAACAUCAUUUGUUGCUGAAGAUAUUGCUAAGAGUGAGACUGGAUUUUCUCCAUCAGAAGGGGAUGAAGGUUCCAAGAGUAAACCUUUCAAUGGCAGAGCAGAAAGGCAUCAACUUUCUUCUGUCUCCACAGCAUUACUUUUGGCAGUUGGCAUUGGCAUCAUUGAAGCUUUAGCUUUGUCUUUGGGAUCUGGUCCGCUUCUUAGUUUGAUGGGCAUUUCACAUACUUCACCUAUGCGAGCUCCAGCACAAAGGUUUCUGGCUCUGAGAGCUCUUGGUGCUCCUGCCUUCGUAGUUUCUUUGGCUCUUCAAGGCAUUUUUCGUGGUUUUAAAGAUACAAAGACUCCUAUGUUCUGUUUAGCUAUUGGAAAUUUUAUGGCUAUAUUUUUGUUUCCAUUACUUAUGUUCUACUACCAAUUGGGUGUAUCUGGAGCUGCCAUAUCCACUGUCAUAUCACAAUACUUGGUGACCUUUUCAAUGCUUUGGUGCUUGAAUAAGAGAGCUGUAUUGUUACCCCCAAAACUGGGAGAAUUACAAUUUGGUGGCUAUCUGAAAUCUGGUGGUUUUCUACUUGGAAGGACUCUUUCGGUCCUUUUCACUAUGACACUUGGUACAUCAAUGGCUGCUCGUCAAGGUCCUGUAGCAAUGGCUGCUCACCAAAUAUGCUUACAAGUAUGGUUGGCUGUCUCCCUACUCACAGAUGCUCUGGCUGCAUCUGCACAGGCACUCGUUGCCAGUUAUUCGUCAAAGGGUGAUUAUAGGGUUGUGAAGGAGAUUACACACUUUGUUUUGAAGAUUGGACUGGUUACUGGUGUUUUUUUAACCUCUGCGUUGGGUGUUUCUUUUGCUUCUCUGGCAACUUUAUUUACCAAGGACAUGGAAGUAUUGGGAGUAGUCAAAACUGGUGUAUUGUUUGUGAGUGCCAGUCAACCGAUAAAUGCUCUAGCUUUUAUUUUUGACGGUCUCCAUUAUGGUGUUUCAGAUUUUGCAUAUGCAGCUCGUUCUAUGAUGUUAGUGGGUGCUUUAUCUUCUGCAUUUUUGCUCUAUGCUCCAAGAGUUUUUGGUCUUCAGGGUGUUUGGUUGGGCUUGACCCUUUUCAUGGGAUUGCGAAUGAUGGCUGGUUUUAUAAGGAUUUUCUCAAAGGAUGGUCCUUGGUGGUUCCUGCACUGUGACAUGGAUAAUAUAAUGAAUCAACUUUCAGGUGCUGGCUAGGGCAGAUAGACAUUAAGACCUUCCAGCUUGCACUUGAAUUUUAGUAUUCGAAGUAUGUGUUGGAUGGGGCCUUGCUUCUGUUAUCUAAUCUCUAGGCGAGUGGGCCUUUCUCCCCAAUGGUUGGGAAAGAGU